AUGGAUCUUGUCGACGUAUGUGAACUCACUUUUGAAAUGAUUGCAGAUGAGAUAUCAGAGCAGUUGAGAAGGAGAAAGGAAAAGGAGGAACUCGAAAGGGCUGUUGAUCUUCAAGUUUUGAAACUUGUCGAAUAUCGAUCAACAUACAGUCAAGCCAUAGCGGACUGUGUUGCCGUUAAGGCUGAUUAUGUUGAACGAUCAGUGGCUAGCGGUGAAUUGAUCCUUCCCUCGUCAUAUCGUCCACCAAAAAUUGACUUCGAUGCUGUUGUCGCUCGUAUUGAGAAAUCUUGUAAAGAGAAGAUAUUGGAAGAACAAUAUAAACGUAGAAUUCAAGAGAAGCGUUUCAAACAGGUGAAGUUUAGUCACGACACAAUUAUGGGUUAA
This is a messenger RNA of Anisakis simplex (herring worm), 384 nucleotides long. Lineage: Eukaryota; Metazoa; Nematoda; Chromadorea; Rhabditida; Anisakidae. The record is from the annotation of a GenBank genome assembly.